AUGUGGAUACCGCACACGAUACCGAAAUCGACGUUUAACCUAUUUGAACCGUCAUCUCGUAGUUAUGCCAUAGCUACUGAAUCGCUGUCGACCGACGAAAAUGUAUUCUGCAAAUCUGACGAUUUCGGUUGGGAUAACCAUACACCGAUAUCUUUAAAGCACCGCUGUUUAGACGUUAUCGCCGACGAUUUUGCACGAUACGACCCGACAACGUUAUUAGAGAGGAUAACGUCAAUGAACACAGUGUACUUUGUAGAAACGCUUAACACUAGUUUGCCAAUCCCAUUAGUCAUUGACGUGCCCGACGGCGAAUAUUGGCGCCGGCGGUUCUACGAUACGUGGCCAAAUUUCGCCCGGAAACCGUGGGACACGCUAGAAACCGACUCUUACAAAACGUUUUACUUAACCAAAUACGUAUCGGAAGUCAUAGAAAAUAUAGUACCUAGUUAUAUGGACGAGGACGAACUCGCCACACUGUUAGGAGCCUGCAGCCCUUACGUUACCGCCAUACAUUGUAAACAAUUGUGCGUCUCGAGCGGUUCGCUACUACACAAAUUACGAGUACUGGAGGAGUCCAAAAAAAAUAAAACUGUCAUGCCGCCUGCAGACCCGGUACACGUAGAUCUCGAACUCGUGUUGAAUCAUUUGAAAAACGUACAGCACGUGAGUCUGGUGUACGGUCCCAAGACGCUCACCAUGGACGUCGGAUACACAACGGACCUGUACAAGUUCAAUAUCGAAGACAUGGACACACUUGGCCGCGGGUUAGAGUCAUCUCGAUACAUCACAAACUUGGCCGUUACCAACAGCGACUUGGAUUCGACCAAGUUAUCUAGGCUUUCGCCGUACUUGGUGGAAUGCCGUUGUCUCGAAGAAAUCGAUUUUUCAUAUUGUAAACUACGUUCAAUGGGCGCGAAAUCGAUCGCUUUGUACGCAAAAACCGCACAAAAAUUAAAACUAUUGAAUUUACGCGGUAACGAUAUUGGCCCAGAGGGGGUCGAAUUGUUAGCAGCUGUGAUGAUAAAAAGAAGAAAGACUAGUUGCCCUGCAAUCGAAUUAAAUUUGAGUAAGCAUUAUUCUUUUUGUAUAUAUAUAUGUAUCCCAAUGAAAAUCCUCCGUCAACUAUAGGUUUAAAAACCUCGCUAAUAAAAAAAAAAAAACGCAAGUUAAAAGUUGUGAAUUCAAAAAGAGGCUUAGUAAUUUUUUAAAUUCAUUAGUAUAGAAAUUGUUUAUAAUUUUUUGUAUUUCAUGAAGUGUGAUAAUUUAAUACAAGUAAUUUAAUUUAGCUUGGUGGCUACUCAUAUUUACGACUACAAAUAAUUAUACAAUGAAUAUUAACAUUCCCAUUUUAUAAUUUAUUAACACUACCAUAAUACUAUUUAACUACAUACUAUGAAUAGACACCAUGCUAAGUUAAAUUAAUUGUAUUAAAUGAUCAUACUUCAUGAAAUACAAAAUAUUAUAAACAAUUUCUAUACUAAUGAAUUUAAAAAAUUACUAAGCCCCUUUUUAAAUUCACAAUUUUUCUAACUUGCGUUUUUUUUUCUUAGCGAGGUUUUUACACGAAGUUGACAGAAGGUUUUUGUUGAGGAUACCACUCAUUUUUUUAUUAAAAUUUUAGAUAUAUUUCACCUAUGAUUUUUUUUUUUAUUGAAUAAAAAAUUAUGGGACAAAAUAUCCUUGUUGUUUUAUGGAUUGUGUAAAUUAAUAUAUGAUGUAUAGCUAUGAAUAUAGUUUAUGCAUGUUGCUGGAAAGCGAUACUAUAACUAUAGUAAUACAGAGAUAAAAUAAACAACUACACACGAGUUAAGUUGUGGACAAAGUUAUGUGUAUUAUAUUUAAUACACACAUGUGAAGCCAAAUAAUUCAGCUAGUAUAAUAUUAUAUUACUACAUAUUACUAUUUUUUUUAUAGCCUGCCCGACGUUGCCCGCGCCAAAAUAAAUACAAUCUAACAGCGAAAUAAAAAACCCAUUUCUAUGCGCAUGGCUAAACGCUAAAUAACUAUUUAUAUUUAUUUAUUUAUAGUUAUAAGGCCAUGGUUGUGCGUAUCAUCGUGACAAUUAUUGUGGUCCUUACAUUGACUUCUCUUAUUACUAUCUUUAUUUUGUUUUUUCUACAUUAAAUUUCUUUUAAAUUUCAUCCGUUCUAAGGUGACAAUAACAUUAAUUCGAUUUUCGUACCAAUAAUAUCAAUAAACCCGUGUCAGUCCCCCUUUAUAAAUUGAACUCUAGAGGAUAGUAGGCUAUAUUAUGCUAUUUCUCUGCUACACCUAACUAGAACAACACCUAUGCAAUUUUUCACCUUAAUCCGCUCAGUAGUUUUGGAAUGAAGGAUUAACAAACAUCCAUCCAAACAAACUUCUUAUAAUGUUAAAUCAGGAUGAUAAUUAUAAUCCGUUAAUACUUUAUUAUGUUAAUGUACCGAUGUGUUUGUUGUAUAAACGGGACUAUUGUGCUUAAAAUUGACAUUUUGUUUAGACAUGAACAAUAUAGGCGAUGUCGGUGCCAAAUAUUUAGCUGCCGUUCUAGCGUCGGGAGUUAGACCUUUUACUAAUCUUCGAGUCCGCAAUUGUAAUAUAACCGAGAUCGGAGGCAUAAAUAUCGUUCGAUCAUUAGAACAUGACCGAGGAUUACGCGCUAUGGAAAUAGACAACAAUCCAUUGACUUUGGACGUGGCUAUUGCAUUUCAUGCGAUGUUGAAAACGAAUUUUAAUAUUACGUACUUGUCAACUCAAAAUUGCAACUUCCCGGAGACGAUGUCCAUUUUCUUUAAUACCGUCGCGUAUUAUAAUCGAUUCGACAAACGGUCCGAGUUUGAAUACAUGGAUAUAACGGAUUUAUACGAUGACGUUGAAGACGAAUAUAUUUUACAAGAAGAAAACGUGAGUCAAGAAUUGGAAUCAGAAAUCGAGAAAGAAUCUGAUUAUUAA
Molecule: messenger RNA, 2931 nt
Organism: Cinara cedri
Lineage: Eukaryota; Metazoa; Arthropoda; Insecta; Hemiptera; Aphididae
Source: the annotation of a GenBank genome assembly